AUGGUCUUUGGCUUUUCUACCGGGAUUCGUGCCGUCUACUCGGUGCUGGACAAUCCUUCUUUCGUCGCUGAACCGUGGUACGUGUAUCCUGCCAAGCACAAAUCCAACGGAAAACAUGUUUCCGUGUACAUCUUCGACAAGUCCAAGUUUGAGCAGCGGGUGACGAAACUAUGCUCGUCAAGGCUGAAUACAAAAAAUCCAAAACUCAUUGCCAGUGAAAGUAUCGAACUACUCAAGUACGAGGUGAGCCAAAUGUCCAAGUUACGACACCCACAGAUCUUGACCAUCUACGAGGUUUUGGAGGAAACAAAACUGAAACUUAUAUUUGCUUCUGAGCAAGUGGUGGACUCGCUUCUCACUAUCCAAGUAUCCAAACUAGAUGACAUCACUAUCCAGAAAGGUUUGCUUCAGGUAUCCAAGGGGCUCCAAUUUUUGCACAACCAGUGCCAUGUAGUACAUUUCAACCUUCAACCUUCGUCUGUGUUCAUUAAUACCCAAGGAGACUGGAAAAUAGCCGGGUUCAGGUUCUCGCAGAACUUGAACGACCUCUCUCCAGAAGACCGUGAAAACUUCUUUAUCAUGAACAAUGCGUCCAUCGUGCCGUUUGCAAACCUAAACCUCAAUUACACGGCUCCAGAGCUCUUGAUAAGCCUGACUCUGAAACUCGACACAGCCAACGAUUUGUGGUCGCUUGGAUGCCUAUGCUACUAUUUAUACAACGGCGGCGACCAGCUCAUCAGCUGCUUUGACCCCAACAGCAUCUCGGACUACAAAACAGAGUUCAAAAAGUUUGAGCAAAAGUUCUACAAUCACAGACCAUCUGAAUUAAAGUACUUGUUGAAGCAAAUUCCCGAACAAUUUUAUACCAUUCUCACUGGUCUUUUAGCACGAUAUCCCCAUGACCGGCCAUCCAUAGACCAGUUCAUCGACUCGGACUUCUUCAAUGGAAGCUUGAUCAAGGCCAUGUGGAUAAUUGACGAGUUUUCGACCAAACUGGCUGAUGAGAAAAGGGUGUUCUUGGCCGGUCUUCUUGAAGGCUCUUCAAACCAAAACCUUCUUUCUCAGUUUCCAGCGAUGUUCAGGACAUCAAAGCUUUUACCCAUUGUCAUAGACUUGAUAGCAACAGAGGUCAACAUUCCAAACGAUAAGACGGAAACCGAUGAGCUUGUUGCAAAUGCAUUGAAGAUUGUCUUUAAAAUCGGAGAGUCGUUAUCGUCUCUUUCUUUCCACGACAAGAUAUACGAAUCGCUUCUCAAAGGUGGUCUGAAAUCGAAGAAGCAGGACAAAACUACCUUUGCAAAAUUGUUAAACUACACCGUCAAGGCGCGGCUCACCAUAGUGGAAAAUAUACCCAUUAUUCAGUCCAAACUCAACGACCGCCAAUUGACAGAUACGUUGAGCAUGAGUGCUGAGCUCUUUUUAACAUCGUCAUCAACAGAGGCUGUUCACAAAGAACAACAGAUUUUAUUGCAGGAUACUUUUUUGGCACAGCUGCCUUUGUUUGUCAAAAAGUUUGAUUUCCCAUACCUCAAAAACACAUUUUUCCCGCUACUUUGUCAGGUUUUCAAAACAACCACAGUUCUUUCAACCAAGCUUGCAACCAUCGACGUUUUUCUCAAGUAUCUUCAGGAUAAAGUCAUAGACAAAACCAUAGUUACCGAGCAGUUAUUGCCCAUUUUGAAGAAAUUAAAGAGCAGAGAUAAACGGAUCAUUAAGGAUGUGCUUGCAUUAUUUGGCGAGAUCUGUGCGAGCGAGCAUAUUGGCCUCGAUACUACACCGGUUAUCGAGACGAUUCUUCCACAAUGUUGGAAGUUGGCAUUCGACUGUAACGACUGUUCCAAGGUGGAAUUUAACCAUUUUAUGCGUGUGAUCAAUACCAUACAAAAGAGCGCCAUUGACAAGAAAAUGAGCACUCUUCCUGACACCGUUUCCAAGACCUACCAUACUGAGUCUGCAACCCCAGAUUUUGAGUCGAUGAUCAACACCGAGAACAUCAAUAGAAAUAACCAAGAAGCAAUGACAAAGGCGCCUCUGUCUGGCGUUAUGCUCCCAACGAAGCGGACAGAAACUAGUGCCAAGCAGACUCGAAAACCGAACAAAGAAGAUGACUAUGCAUUGAAACCUCGUCCCAAGCCAAAGCCCAAGGUGGUGUCCAAGCCAUUGGUUCCCAAGCCAUUGGCCAACGAUGCCGCGAUUCCAUUACGAUUUGGAGCUACAAGUGCACACAGCAACUUGGUGAACAAGGUAGAGGAGAAAUGGAACAACCACAAACAGUUUGAAGAUGAUGAAUUUGACAGUUUUCAGCAGGCCGGUGUUCGCACAGAAAUGGCUGCGAAUCAGCCGCAAAUUCAACUGCAAGUCCAAUCGCAACCACCGCAAAUACCGCAAAUUAACGGCUGGAGCACUCAGGUUCCGCUCGCGCCCACGCCCAGAAACCCACCGCCCGGUUUCACGGGACUGGUCUUGACACCCAACUCGACGGGAAAACAAAAGAUGGACGAUAGUCUUAUAUAA
Molecule: messenger RNA, 2514 nt
Organism: Meyerozyma guilliermondii ATCC 6260
Lineage: Eukaryota; Fungi; Ascomycota; Pichiomycetes; Serinales; Debaryomycetaceae
Exons: 1
Coding region: 1-2514 (837 amino acids)
Biological process (GO): protein phosphorylation
Molecular function (GO): protein kinase activity; ATP binding
Source: RefSeq, a predicted model, not a curated record